GACAAAAAAGAUCCGGCGUCCGUGCUGUGGCUUUACAGCUGGGCCCGAUUGAGCAGCCCAUUUGGGCGGGCUACUCCGUGUUGGGCUGAAUAGGGUAAGGUAAUGCUGGAUGUCCUUUUCUUAGCCGUCCCUCCCUGUCCCUCGCCGCAUCUUCUUGUCUGGUGGUCGCCGAGCCUUGACUUCAUCGGGGAAAUAGAGGAGGAGAUAAAUCUGGGCGGCGCCGGCGUGGAGGUGAUGGGGAAGGCGGGGGAGGAGGAGGAGAUCGAGUUCGAGCCGACGGAGGACGAGCUGGUGCUGCACUUCCUGCGGCCGCAGCUGCGCGGGUUCGCGCCGCGCGUGGCGGGCGCGGUGGUGGAGGCGGACCCGUGCGCGGCAACCCCCUGGGAGCUGCUGGCGCGGCACGGCCUGCUGCGGCGCGGGCACGGCUACUUCUUCGCGGCGCGGCGGCGGCGCGGGAAGCGCGCCCAGGCGCGGCGCACCCCGGAGGGCGGCGGCGGCGCGUGGAUGCACAGCAGCAACAGGGAGGACCGGCGGUCCGUGACGGAGCUGGGCGUGGUGGCGCGCUGGUCCAUGACGCGCUACUGCUUCUACGCCCGCGACUGGGCGCAGGGGCGGCGGAGCACCGGGUGGGUGAUGAGCGAGUACGAGAUCACGGACCCGCGGUGCUACCGCCGCGCCGACGACGGCGAGGAGGACCACUACUGGGUGCUCUGCCACGUCCGCCGCAGCGUCAGGAAGAGCCUCAAGCCGCGCUCCCGGAGGCCGUAGGGGGGUCAGUAGUACUCGGUAGGCUGCCUCGCCUCGCCUCGGUCGCCGGCCGGCCGGCGCAACGCGGGGAGAGUCCCCAUAGGAUUUCGUGUCGCGUUUCUUGUGCUCGUCGCCCGGCAUGUCCGUCCGUCCGUCGGUGCGCGUGGGCCAUGGGCAGUGUUGAGAGAAGAAAGGAAAUGAAUGCGCGCUGUAAUAAAGCAGUUGGGUUGGUAUGGUUCCGCGUGCGCCAUAAGCGGUGUUCACAAUAUCU
Triticum aestivum (bread wheat) is the source of this 1018-nucleotide messenger RNA. Its product is annotated as NAC domain-containing protein 18. The record is from RefSeq and is a predicted model, not a curated record. Gene Ontology annotation, biological process: regulation of DNA-templated transcription. Gene Ontology annotation, molecular function: DNA binding. The coding region runs from base 103 to 768 and encodes 221 amino acids. The transcript has a single exon. Lineage: Eukaryota; Viridiplantae; Streptophyta; Magnoliopsida; Poales; Poaceae.